UAAUUGUUCUUCAAAUUAAUAAACAGUAAGUGAUUAUUUUGUUAUCAGGUUAAUGCUAGCUUCAUUUAACUUGGGAAAUAAAUGUUUCUUCCUUCUCUUCUUUUUUUUUGGCAGUACUGGGGUUUGAACUCAGGACCUUGUUCUUGGUUGGCAAGGGCUCUCCCACUUCAGCUAUUGCUCCUAGCCCUUUUUUUUCUUUUUGUUAUUUUUCAGCUAGGGUAUUGUGUUUGUGCCCCCAGCCUACCUGGUCUACCAUCUUUCUACCUGUGCCUCUCGCAUAGCUGGGAUGACAAGCGUACACCACCACUCCCAGCUUGUUUGUUGAGAUGAGAUCUUGCUAACUUUUUGGUUGGACUGGCCUUGAACUGUGGUCCUCCCAAUCUCUCCCUCACUAGCAGCUGGGAUUCCAGGCACCAGCCAUUGUGCCUGGCUCCUUUUCUUACUUUCUAGAAGAGAUUAUGUAUAAUUGCUGUUACUUCUUCCUUAACAUAUUGGGCAGAAUUUGCCAGUAAAACCAUCUGGCACUUUCACAUAUCUUUUUCUGAGGGUUUUAACUACACAUUCAAUUUCCUCUGUAGUUUAUGGUAUUAUUGAGGUUAUCUGGCCCAUCUUAGGUGGGUUUUGUUCAUUUAUAGUUACUGAGAAAUUUGAUUUUUUCCCUUUAGACUGUGGAUGUUAUGUGAUAGAGUGUUUAGUGUAAGAGGAGCCCUGGGAGGCAUGUGAUCAGGACUGGUAAGUUAAUAUGUGACCCCUUAUUGACCUGCAUGACUUCCGUGUCUCUAGAAGUGCGAAAUUGCUGCCUGGGAGCAGCGAUGCACUGGGAACGUCAGGUGGCUUUGGGCUAGAGCAGGAAGAAACCUGCAGCCUUCCCGGAGGGCUACCAAGAUUUCUGCCUCCAUUCCUGGUGUUCAUUCAAGGCGACUGUUCUGAGUGGCGUGUUAAUAAGUGCAAAUCAUUUAUGUGUUUGAUGCCCAGGCAGUGAGAGUGGCAUCCAGCCAGCAGGAAGAUGUAGCUUCUGGGGGACCCUGCCACUCACUGGCUCCAGGCUGUGCUGCCAGUGCCCCAGCUUUGAGCAGCGUCCCGCUGAUGUGACUCCUCGGUCUCCUACUGCCCAUGAGCCUGUGCUGCUGAAGACCCAAAGCAAUUGCCCCCCCCCCCCGCCUCCCCAAUGAGGAUGUGUGGCUCUGUCGGGGGGCUGCUCCUGGCCCUGGUGUUGGCGUUUGGGACAGCAGUGGCAUUUGCACCCAUACCCCGGAUUACCUGGGAGCACAGAGAGGUAGGUCUGGUGCAGUUUAAUGAGUCGGGCAUCUUCAACUACUCGGCCUUGCUGCUGAGUGAGGACAAGGACACCCUGUACGUGGGUGCCCGGGAAGCCAUCUUCGCAUUGAAUGCUCUCAACAUCUCCGAGAAGCAGCACGAGGUAUACUGGAAGGUCUCUGAAGAUAAAAAAGCGAAGUGUGCAGAGAAGGGGAAGUCGAAGCAGACAGAAUGCCUCAACUACAUCCGGGUGCUGCAGCCACUCAGUGCCAGCUCCCUUUAUGUGUGUGGGACCAACGCGUUCCAGCCCACCUGUGACCACCUGGUAAGACCACAGACUCAUCCCUUGAGUCAGCAAUGGUCGUAGCAGCUUCGUCAGUGCUUAAAGCAGAGUGAGGUCCUGGGAAUAAAGUGGUCUCCACCCCCAGAGCACCAGGAUCUUCUCAGUUCAGCCCACACGGCUACUCUGAGCCUUGGCACUGGUUGGUGGAUGGACAUUUUAGAAAGUGUGGUGCUGGCAGAUGUGCCUUUGGAUCUCAGUGACCUUGCUGCAGUAGGCUCCAGGUCAUGUGGACAAAGGUCCUGCUCCUGGGUGGAGUGUGUGCUUGGUUGAUGCCUUCAUAGGUCUUUGGAUGUCACCAUUCGGUGUCAGGGGCUGGUGUGACCCUGCCCACUGAGCCAUCCUCCUGGAUCACCCACUCUUGAGUGGUCUGACAAGUGGGGCCACCUCUGCCCCUCCCCAGUCUCAUCCCUGACUGGUCCUACUGGCAUCCUGCCCCGACCCCUGUGAGUGAGGUGGGGAGGGGCUUCCUCAUCCUGACAACCAGAUAGAGGGGGAGGCUUACGACUGUUCAUCUGAUUCUUUGAGGAGGAACUCUGUUUAUUCGGAUAAUCAGAGGAGCAAUUUGACAAUAGUCACAAACAGGAGGAGGAGGAGUGUUUUAAAUAUCUAGAUGGGAGGACAGAAAUGAGCACAUUUUCUGGUGACACUCCCUGGAUGUAAAUGAGUUCUUAACAAAUGCAGAACAUUCUUUGUGGUGGUCCCCCUUACCUGCUGGGGCUGCUUCCCAAGACCCUCAGCAGAUGCCUGGUACUACUUAAGUAGUACCAAACCCUACAUCUGACAACCAAGACGGCUACUCUGUGACUAACAGGUAAGUCGUGCGUACAGCAGAACACAGGGAUGGCUCAUGUCUUGGUCCUGGGCAGGGCAGGGCAGAGCAGGAUGGCAGGAGGUCCCCAUGCUACUCAGAACCCACAGUUGCUGCAAUGGCUGAAACCACGGAGGGAAGAAGACUACUGAAAUGAAAAGCUUUUUUUGCCAGAACCCUUAAUUGGAAUUUAAAAAAAGAUAUUCCCAGCUGUAGCGCAGAAGUAGAGCAUUUACCUACCGUGCAAAAGACCCUGGGCUUGAUCCUAACACUGCAAGAAAAAGAAAAAAAAAAAAAACAUCCAACCUCGAG
This is a messenger RNA of Castor canadensis (American beaver), 2720 nucleotides long. The record is from RefSeq and is a predicted model, not a curated record. Lineage: Eukaryota; Metazoa; Chordata; Mammalia; Rodentia; Castoridae.